Messenger RNA from Pseudoliparis swirei, 2604 nucleotides. It is a transcript of the gene slitrk5b, whose product is annotated as SLIT and NTRK-like family, member 5b. The transcript has a single exon. Gene Ontology annotation, biological process: axonogenesis; regulation of presynapse assembly; positive regulation of synapse assembly. Gene Ontology annotation, molecular function: protein binding. The coding region runs from base 1 to 2604 and encodes 867 amino acids. The record is from RefSeq and is a predicted model, not a curated record. NCBI's taxonomy places the organism in Eukaryota, Metazoa, Chordata, Actinopteri, Perciformes, Liparidae. Gene Ontology annotation, cellular component: membrane.
AUGCAUCUUUGGAUUUCAUAUGUUUUGCUCAGUGCAAUGUCAGUGAGAACUGUCGAGAUGUUUGACAGUUAUGGAGAAAUAUGUCAACGACUGUGUGCCUGUGAGGAGAGAGAGGGGAUACUCACAGUGAGCUGUGAAAACAGAGGAGUUGUAAGUAUCUCAGACAUCAGCCCCGUGUACUUCUCCCAGUAUCAUCUGCUGCUGACAGGGAAUCAUUUAAAAACGCUAUCUGCCGAUGAUUUUGUUGAGUACAAAGGACUUACAAUAUUACAUCUGGGAAAUAAUUACAUAUCGGAGAUUGAAGCAGGAGCUUUUAAUGGACUUCGGGGAUUAAAACGAUUGCAUCUCAACAAUAACAAAAUUGAUGCCUUGAAGGAAGAGUUUUUCUUUGGCCUGGAAAGUCUGGAAUAUCUCCAAAUUGAUUCUAAUUAUAUAACUCAUGUGGCCCCGAAAACCUUGAGCAGACUUCGAAAUCUGGAGGUCCUGAUUCUCAAUGAUAACUUAAUAUCUCGUCUGCCGGUGAACAUUUUCCAGUAUGUCCCACUGACUCAUUUGGAUUUACGAGGGAAUCAGCUCAAAGUGCUCCCCUACUCAGGUCUGCUGGAGCACAUGAACAGUGUCGUGGAGUUACAGCUGGAGGAGAACCCGUGGAACUGUUCGUGUGAGCUGAUUGCACUUAAGUCCUGGCUCGAGAGCAUAUCGUACACAGCUUUAGUCGGCGAUGUUGUUUGUGAGUUCCCUUUCCGGCUUCAUGGGAGAGACGUUGAUGAGGUUUCAAAACAGGAGUUGUGCCCAAGGAGAGCCAUCGCUGAAUACGAGAUGCCACCCCUGCCACGUGCGAUUACCGACGCAUACCACAGGACCGUACCGGCUCUGGUCACAGCCUCCUUCACCUCUUCUGGGAUUGCUCGGUCCUCAUCAAGACCCACGAAGGGACCUCGCCAGUCGGGCAAAUUAAAAUCAAAGCCCACUGCUCGCAUCCCAUCGAAUAAACCACAACAUUAUGGACAAAUUAUUUCAUAUCAAACCAAGUCCCCCGUGCCUUUAGAUUGCCCAACUGCCUGCACCUGCAAUCUUCAAAUUUCAGACCUCGGCCUGAAUGUGAACUGCCAGGAGAGAAAGAUUGAAUUUAUCUCUGACUUAAAUCCCAAACCAUACAAUCCCAAAAAGAUGUAUUUUACAGGGAAUUAUAUCCCAGUUGUGCGUCGAUCUGAUUUUAUCGAGGCGACUGGGUUAGAUCUGCUUCAUCUCGGUAACAAUCGAGUAUCUCGCAUACAUGACCGAACUUUUGCCGAUUUGACACAUCUAAGAAGACUAUACCUGAAUGGUAAUUUGAUUGAUCAUCUAUCAGCUGACAUGUUUUAUGGACUGGAGAAUCUACAGUUCUUAUAUUUAGAAUACAACGUCAUUAAAAAGGUCAGUUCUGACACCUUUCAGCACGUACCCAAACUUCAGCUUCUUUUUCUGAACAAUAACCUCUUGAAAACGUUACCCGUGGGAACACUUAAUGGCCUGACAUUAGCCAGGCUAAAUCUUCGCAACAACCAUUUGCGAUAUCUUCCCGUCAGCGGCGUGCUAGAUCAACUUACAGCACUGGUGCAAGUCGAUUUGUUCGAGAAUCCCUGGGAUUGCUCUUGUAGCAUACUGGAGUUAAAGAUGUGGCUGGAGCAGCUUAGCACAGGCACAGUUGUAAACAACGUCAUCUGUGGUUCGCCCACCAGGCUAGCUGGGGAGGAUAUGAGAUACAUUAAGACAACAAAUCUUUGCCCGAAUAAUUCUGAUAUACUUGCCUUCAUGAUCCCACCCUCUGAAGAAUCUUUCCCUGGCAGCACUAUCACCAUAGAAACAACUUUGGACUCUGACACGCAAUACAGCGCCAUUCCUUUAUCUGUGAUGAUUCUUGCCCUUCUCUUUAUAUUCAUUGUGUCUGUUUUUGUGGCUGCAGGAUUUUUCGUGGUCAUGAAAAAGCGCCAUCAAAAGAGUCAAAACGAGCAUAAUAACUCCAUGAAUGCUUGCAUUAGCUCUCUCAACAUGGAAUAUGGCCUUUACAAAAAGGGAUCUAUUCCCAAAGUCAGGACAUCUGCUGGACAUUUAUACGAGUACGUCCCACCUCCCACAGAAACCACAUGCAGAACAACUGACCAGACCCCAACGGACAGCAAAUCAGUGGAUGGAUUUCAAGACUUUGAUGAGUUGAGCGGCGUUUAUCUGGCUCACUCGGAUGAAGAGGCGACCAGUAAUGUUAUAAGCUCGGAAUACAGCGUGACCGCUCCAGAGCCCCUUAAUAAGCCCUCCAACCAUCACCAAGAGGACCAGUGUUACUAUAGAGAUGUACUUGAGUCUGACAAGCACACAUGCUACAGCAAUUCGUUACCAUGCAGGCAUGCGGGACAUUCGUCAAGUCAGUAUGCCUCAGACUUUGAUGCAAGGCAUCGAUACAUGCAUCCAGAUAGAAUACAACAGACACUAUUCUAUUGUGCAUCACCAAGUACAGUGUAUGUGGAGCCCAACAGGAGUGAGUACUGGGAACUAAAAGCAAAGCUUCAUAUUGAUCCCGAUUACCUGGAGGUUCUUGAAAAACGAACAACAUUUACACAGUUUUAA